UCCCCGCCAGCGCGCGGAGACUGCAGGCUCCAGCGCAAAAUCCUGCGGGAGAGGAGGUGGGGCGACCGCUGUGGAGGCAGCGCGCCCGCCGGCAGCCUCGUUGUUGCUCCUAGGUGUCUCGCGGUGGUGGCGGUGUUCGCCUUGGUGUCUCCCGCGCACCCCAGCUGCCUCCUAGCGGCGUGGCGCCGGCUCCUAAGCUUAAAAUGACGAAUGUGUGAUAUCAGUAGAAUAAAUGGCGUCCAAAGUCACUGAUGCUAUAGUCUGGUAUCAAAAAAAAAUUGGAGCGUAUGAUCAACAAAUAUGGGAAAAAUCUGUUGAACAAAGAGAAAUCAAGGGUUUAAGGAAUAAACCAAAGAAAACAGCACAUGUGAAACCAGACCUCAUAGAUGUUGAUCUUGUAAGAGGGUCUGCAUUUGCUAAGGCAAAACCUGAAAGUCCUUGGACUUCUCUGACUAGAAAGGGGAUUGUUCGAGUUGUAUUUUUUCCCUUUUUCUUCCGGUGGUGGUUACAAGUAACAUCAAAAGUCAUCUUUUUCUGGCUUCUUGUUCUUUAUCUUCUUCAAGUUGCCGCAAUAGUAUUGUUUUGUUCCGCUUCUAGCCCACAUAACAUACCUCUGACAGAAGUGAUUGGGCCCAUAUGGCUGAUGCUGCUCCUGGGAACUGUACACUGCCAGAUUGUUUCAACAAGAACACCCAAGCCGCCUCUAAGUACAGGGGGUAAAAGAAGAAGGAAAUUAAGAAAAGCAGCCCAUUUGGAAGUACAUAGGGAAGGAGAUGGUUCUAGUACCACAGAUAAUUCACAGGAGGGAACAGUUCAGAGCCACGGUACAAGCACCUCAUACAGUGUUGGCGCUGUCUUCAGAGAUCUCUGGCAUGCUGCUUUCUUUUUAUCAGGAUCAAAGAAAAUAAAGAAUUCAAUUGAUAAAUCAACUGAAACUGACAAUGGCUAUGUAUCCCUUGAUGGGAAAAAGACUGUUAAAAACAGUGAAGGUGGAGUACAAAGCCAUGAACCUCAGUGUGUAACUAUUCGACCAGAAGAGACAACUUGGAACAAAGGAACACCAAGGAACAUUCCUAGCAAAGAUACCCAAAGGACAGUAACAAAUGUCUCUGAUGAAGUCUCCAGCGAGGAAGGUCCUGAAACAGGAUACCCAUUACGCCGUCAUGUGGACAGGACUUCUGAGAGCAUUCUUCGUAAUAGAAAGUCACACCAUUAUAAGAAACAUUACCCUAAUGAGGAUGCCCCUAAAUCGGGUACUAGUUGCAGCUCUCGCUGUUCAAGUUCCAGACAGGAUUCUGAGAGUGCAAGGCCAGAAUCUGAAACAGAAGAUGUAUUAUGGGAAGACUUGUUACAUUGUGCAGAAUGCCGAUCAUCUUGUACCAGUGAGACAGAUGUGGAAAAUCCUCAUAUUAAUCCAUGUGUGAAGAAAGAAUAUAGAGAUGAUCCUUUUCACCAGAGUCAUUUGCCCUGGCUCCACAGUUCCCACCCUGGAUUAGAAAAAAUAAGUGCUAUAGUAUGGGAAGGCAAUGACUGUAAGAAAGCAGACAUGUCUGUACUUGAAAUCAGUGGAAUGAUAAUGAACAGGGUGAAUAGCCAUAUACCAGGAAUAGGAUACCAGAUUUUUGGAAAUGCAAUCUCUCUAAUCCUGGGUUUAACUCCAUUUGUUUUCCGACUCUCCCAAGCUACAGACUUGGAACAACUUACAGCACAUUCAGCUUCAGAACUUUACAUGAUUGCAUUCGGUUCUAAUGAAGAUGUCAUAGUUCUUUCUAUGGUUAUUAUAAGUUUUGUGGUUCGUGUGUCUCUUGUGUGGAUUUUCUUUUUUUUGCUCUGUGUGGCAGAAAGAACUUAUAAACAGCGCUUACUUUUUGCAAAACUCUUUGGACAUUUAACAUCGGCGAGGCGGGCUCGAAAAUCUGAAGUUCCUCAUUUCCGGUUGAAGAAAGUACAAAAUAUAAAAAUGUGGCUAUCUCUUCGGUCCUAUCUUAAGCGUCGAGGUCCUCAGCGAUCAGUUGAUGUAAUAGUUUCCUCUGCCUUCUUAUUGACUAUCUCAGUUGUGUUUAUCUGUUGUGCCCAGUUGCUUCAUGUGCAUGAGAUCUUCCUUGAUUGUCACUACAAUUGGGAACUCGUAAUCUGGUGCAUCUCACUAACACUUUUUCUGCUGAGAUUUGUUACCCUUGGGUCAGAAACAAGUAAAAAAUAUAGCAAUACCUCAAUAUUACUUACUGAACAGAUAAACCUAUACUUGAAAAUGGAGAAGAAACCUAACAAAAAAGAGGAACUGACAAUAGUGAAUAAUGUUUUAAAACUGGCUACUAAACUGCUAAAGGAAUUGGACAGCCCCUUUAGGUUAUAUGGGCUCACAAUGAAUCCACUGCUUUAUAACAUCACCCAAGUUGUCAUCCUGUCAGCCGUUUCUGGUGUUAUCAGUGACUUGCUUGGAUUUAAUUUAAAGCUGUGGAAGAUCAAAUCAUGACAAUUCAGAGAAAAGAAGAUGUAGCCUCUUUUCCAGAAUAAGAGUACCAACUAAGCUGCCUGAAAGCAGUCACUCUGCUUCGGGAGUCUCAGCUGGGAAAUUGAAGUGUUUACAUCACACUGUCUUGUGCAAUUCUUAUAUUUAUUUUACUUGUUCACUGUUUUUUUUACAUUUACUUCAGUCUUUAUAUUUUAUUUUUAGCAUUGAUGUGUACGUAAUUGUUGAUGAAGGGGGUGAUAAAACUGAUAUCCAGAUACUUGAGAUCCUGGUAAUUGCUUAUAAAUAAUUGACAAAACAACAGAUCGUGAGAAUAGAAGCCAUUGCUAAGCACUGUUUCUCCACCAAUGCCGUGAACUUGCCUUACUUGAGGAAAACUUCUUUAAACUUUGAAAUAUUGCAUUGGACUCCAGCUAAACCUGUAAAGCAUUUUCUUCAGUAAAUCAAGAUCCAGUUAGGGCUUCUCUUGAAUUAUUUUGGAACAAUGCCAGGAUUCAAACUGAUUAAGCUGCAGUUAAGCACCCUUCAGUAUUAAUAUAUAUAGUAUUACGUAACAGGUCAACAAAGUGCUCUUUGAUAAUAAAACUCUUAAUAGAGCAAUAAUUGUAAAUGGUUACCAUACUGUAAGAUAUUUUGAUAAAAAUUUACUAGUAAUAAUUGUAUUUAUUUGAAACACUGGGCUGUUUGCACAGCUCUAACUGUGCAUGCUCAAAAUGUGCACUUUUUAAAAUUGUUACUUUUAAAUGCGUAUCUUUAUAUGGGAUAUGUUAUAGUGUACUAGGGCAUGAUAUGGUAUCCUUUUGAGUGAGGUAUAUACUCAUCUCACAAGUGAAGUGCCUAUUGAUAUUACUAAAGUAUAUAUGUUUACUGAAGUAAAAUAAUUUUCUCCCCAUGGUACACUGUAGUGUGUGCUCUUCAUACCACACUCGAAUGAACAACUUAAGAAUCAAUAAAAUAUCCCUGAUUGAUAGUUAUAAAAGUACUAUAUACCCAAAUUUUCAGAAAAGACAGCUUCAGCUUGCAAAUUCUAUCCCCUAAACUUAAUCUGGUACAUUUCCUACCCCACCCCCAUCUCUACCCAAUUAUAUAAGGGCUAUUUUAGAUGUUUUUAACCUGGACAGUUAACCCACCACCACACCAACCCCCAUCUCAACCCCCAAAUAAUUUGCCAAGUGUCCAGUUGAGAACUUAUUGUGUUGGCACCUUAGGUAAAUAGGGCAAAUAUGAUGGUAUCUUAUUGGGACUAGAUUUUAAGUUGUUAUAUUUGUACAAUCAAGAAUAUUUUAGGAAAUAAUUAAAACAUGGAAAU
Molecule: messenger RNA, 3782 nt
Organism: Molossus molossus (Pallas's mastiff bat)
Lineage: Eukaryota; Metazoa; Chordata; Mammalia; Chiroptera; Molossidae
Gene: PHTF2
Product: putative homeodomain transcription factor 2
Exons: 18
Coding region: 233-2476 (747 amino acids)
Cellular component (GO): endoplasmic reticulum
Source: RefSeq, a predicted model, not a curated record